Molecule: messenger RNA, 3216 nt
Organism: Apus apus (common swift)
Lineage: Eukaryota; Metazoa; Chordata; Aves; Apodiformes; Apodidae
Gene: FGL1
Product: fibrinogen like 1
Exons: 9
Coding region: 197-1138 (313 amino acids)
Biological process (GO): regulation of immune response; negative regulation of T cell activation
Source: RefSeq, a predicted model, not a curated record
CAAAAACAAUCGCAGCCUGGGAAGGGGUUUAGAAUUCUUUGCAUCAGCUUAAGAAGAUUUAACAACUCUGAAUUCUGUCCAGAAGGAAAAGGUUUGAACACUCAGUGAAUCGCUUGUGAUUGCAACUGUGGGAUCAGAUAAACUACAGGACUUUAUACUUGCUGAGAAUUGGCUCAAAGGUACAAGCUUCUAAAGAAUGAAGAUUUUGAUAAUGAUUGAUUUUGUCCUUGCAGCUAACUUGAUGGAUGCCAUUGGCAGCUCUGAUCUACAGAACUGUUUGCAAGAGCAGAUACGACUUCAGGGCCAGGUGAGGCUCCUGGAACAUCGUGUGAAACAGCAGCAGUUAAAAAUUAUACAGCUUUUAGAGAAGAAAGAGAUUCAGUACAGUGACAGAGGAGAUGAAAACAGUGUCAUUGACUUGGGAGGAAAAAGGCAGUAUUCAGAUUGUGCAGAAAUCUACAACGACGGCCAUAAGCAAAGUGGAUUUUAUAAGAUGAAACCUAUCCAGAGUCCUACUGAAUUCCUUGCCUUCUGCGACAUGUCUGAAGGGGGUGGUUGGACUGUUUUUCAGAGACGUUAUGAUGGCAGCGAGAAUUUUGAUAGAGUCUGGACUGACUAUGAAGAAGGCUUUGGAAAUUUUGUUUUGGCAAAUGGUGAAUAUUGGCUUGGAAAUAAAAAUCUUCAUUAUUUGACUAAUCAAGGGAACUAUACUCUAAGAAUUGACCUAACUGAUUUUGAAGGAGAACGGCGUUUUGCACAAUAUGCAAGAUUCAGAGUUGCAGGUGAAGAGCAUUCUUAUGAGAUGAGCUGUGGUGAAUACUCUGGCACAGCUGGUGAUUCCCUUACUGGUGGAUUUCAUCCUGAAGUAAAAUGGUGGGCUGAUCAUCGAGGAAUGAAAUUCAGUACUAGAGACAGGGACAAUGACAACUAUGAAGGGAACUGUGCUGAAGAGGAAAAGGCUGGCUGGUGGUUUAACAGGUGUCACUCGGCCAACUUGAACGGUUUGUACUACAAAGGCCCCUACACAGCAAAGACAGACAACGGGAUUGUUUGGUACACUUGGCAUGGGUGGUGGUAUUCUCUGAAAUCCGUUGUCAUGAAGGUCAGACCAGCAGCCUUUGAACCUAAUAUUUUUUAAGUAUUUUAUUAAGACAACUUAUCUAGUUAAUCUUUUAGCAAAUCAAUCCAAAUUAAAACAGAUGGGCAGCUUUUUGCUUCUCCUUAUGCAUAUAUAAAUCCGGAAUAAUUCCUCUGCAACCAGUAACUUUAUGAGAUGUAAAUGAGAAAACAAUCUAGCCUAUGCAUCUGUAGAUACAAAUACUAGUGCUAAUAUGUGUACAGGAUUUUUUUUUUUAAAAGGUAGUUGUUCACCCAGGAAUAAGGACAUCUUCAUCAACACAGAGGAUUUUUGGCUUCUGCAGUAAAUACAAAUCCUUUCACCUUUAAAAAAGCCAAUAUCGUCACUGUGUUGUCUCAAAACCAAGAAUUAUUUGUACCUAUUUCAACCAAGAAACUAUUUAAAUACAAGUGUGAGGCUGGUUUACUCAGUGGAUGGGACAUACUUUCUUUGGUGUAAUUUGAGGCUUUAGAAGUGAGUUGACUGUAAAUUCCUCUGAUUUAUUUUUCAGUGCUCUAGAAAGCUAUUUGAUUAAAUGUAAUCCAUUUCUGCUAAGCAGAUGCAAAUGAUAAUUUUAAAAACCACAAGUAUCUGAGCCAAACCUGGGCACUUUCAUUUUCCAGCUUUCCUGAAAUAAUUUUGUUUUCGUGGUUGGACUGCCAGUCUCUCUCCCUCUGUCCAAAUACAGCUUUCAAGCCUGGCAGUCAAUUUCAGUCACACUUAACAUAAGUGAAACUAACUUUUGACAAUCUGCCAGUCAAUUCAUAACUACAUUGAUACCAAGAGAGGUUAGCUGAAUGAAAACUCACUCCAUGGCCAUUUUUCCUCCCAUUUCCAUCCUCCAAAACCAAAACUUCGGCAAGAAUCCUUGAAAUAACUGCAUUGAAUAAGGGAGGGGGAUUUGUAAAAUAAUGGGGAAAAACAGAGAGGUUUAUAUGAAACAAUCUCAUUCAGUAAAGUAAGUCAGAUUACACCUAAACAACAACAAAAAAAGGUCAUUAAAUAGGGAAAAAAUGAGGUUCAGGCAGCUAAGAAGAAUAUUAUUGUGUGAAAAUGGUGCUGAUAAAAUCUGCAGUAUAGAGGUUUUUUAGGUCUGUGCUUUUUGUGGUAAUAGCAGGUGUUCUAAAUAAGCUGAUUUUUUGGUGAUGUAUCAAUACUGUGCUAGAGAUUACUAGCCUGUAGCACAUCCCUGUACCCUUGUAUGGGAGGACCAACUAAUAGCCCUAGAGCUGCUUAUUUGGAAUCUUCUUUAAUCAGUUACACCAAAUCAAAUUCUGUAUCUGUCAGGAAGGCAUACAAACAUAUAUAUGUGUGUGUAUGUAUAUAUCUAUAUAUCUAGAUACUGACAAAUACAUAUUCAGCAUUCAACAUUAAAGCAGAAUGUCUGAUAUGUAUUUUUAUCCAAUUUUAUUACAGAAUUUAGAAUUGAUCUCUGUGAACUCUAUGAGCAGGUCUGUAGGUAUGGGUCAUUAAUAAUAGGAUGGAAGUUUUGGAGUAGCUUAAAAAUAUGUUGUAAGUACAGUAUUUCCCAUUAUGUUUUUCAAAUUCUUCUGCUACUCUAAGAGAAUGAUUUAAUUAUUUAUAAAAAUAUGAAGGACAUUGUGUAGAAAUUGUAAAAACACCCUUAGUUUUUCACAGGAAAAUGGAAAGAUUACCUCAUGUAUUUGGAAAGUAUCAAGGCAGAUCACAUUCCACAUAAGUAAAAUAAAAUACAUGGAGGAUUUAAGUACAGCAAAGAUGGAUCUUUAGCACUCAAAAAAGACUCUUAGCAUGUACAGAUUGUGCUCCUAAAAUCUGCAGGGUUUUUUUGUUGUUGUUUGCUGCAGCAUAAAUCUAUCCUCUUUACUUACAAGUAUGCUAAUGAAAUCUUUCAGCUGAGAUAGGAUGCUUUUGUCUUAUUGUGAUGUAAAAUUUUACUCCCUUUCUCUAUACAAAAUAAUAAAAUGAAGGAGGAUCAAAUCUUUCUUUGUACAUCUUACAGUGUAUUUAUAUGUUUAUUUGAACUGAAUGUUCUUCAGAACAAAAACUUUGAUAUCCUAGCUGCGUGAAAAGCAUCUACCAUACUCCUAUCACUAUGCAAAUACAGUAUUUAAUUCCCA